AUGCUUCGCAAGCUCACCGUCGACCAGAUCAACGACUGGUUCACCAUCGGCAAGACCGUGACGAAUGUGGAGCUGCUGGGCUCGCCGCCCGCCUUCCCGGCCGAGGCGGCCCGGGAGGAGGCGCCGCGCAAGGACGCGGCCCCGGGCUCCAGCCCCGCAGUCCCGGUCCCGGCGCGGCCGGCAGCGGCGUUCGGGAGGUCACUCAGCCAAAGGACCUCAGAAAUGGAGUAUAUUAACAAAUACAGACAACUUGAAGCACAAGAAUUGGAUUUGUAUGGUGGGGAUCAAGCAACUAGUGGGCCAGAUCCAAAGCCACCUUUGGCUAAAUUAAGCAGUGUGACAUGCAUCCCACAGACAACUUAUAAAUAUCCUGAUUUGCCUAUAAAUCGAUGUAAGGAAGAGGUUAUUUCUUUGAUAGAAAGCAAUUCUGUGGUAAUUAUACAUGGUGCCACGGGAAGUGGCAAAAGCACGCAGCUCCCGCAGUACGUCCUGGAUCACUGCAUCCAGCGCUCCACCUACUGCAACAUCGUGGUCACCCAGCCGCGCAAGAUAGGCGCCAGCAGCAUCGCCAGGUGGAUCAGCAAGGAGCGCGCUUGGACUCUGGGGGGCAUAGUGGGCUAUCAGGUAGGGCUAGAGAAAAUAGCAACGGAGGACACCAAGUUAAUUUAUAUGACAACUGGAGUCCUGCUUCAGAAAAUAGUUGGUGCCAAGAGUUUGAUGGAAUUCACGCACAUCUUCAUCGAUGAAGUCCACGAGCGAACUGAAGAAAUGGAUUUCCUGCUGUUGGUCGUCCGUAAACUUUUAAGAACAAAUUCCCGUUUUGUGAAGGUUGUCCUGAUGUCGGCUACCAUCAACUGUAAAGAGUUUGCAGACUACUUUGCUGUUCCUGUUCAGAACAAAAUGAAUCCUGCGUAUAUUUUUGAAGUGGAAGGCAAGCCCCAUUUAAUUGAAGAGUACUAUCUUAAUGAUUUCAGGCACAUUCAUCAUAGCAGGCUUUCUCCUCAUCUCCUGGAGGAACCGGUGAUAACUAAAGAAAUAUAUGAAGUUGCUGUCUCUCUAAUUCAGAUGUUUGAUGACUUGGAUAUGAAAGAGAGCAGGAACAAGACUUGGUCAGAUGCCCAGUUUGUAUCGGAGCGAAGCAGUGUGUUGGUGUUUUUGCCAGGUCUGGGUGAAAUAAACUAUAUGCAUGAACUUCUCACAAACAUGGUUCACAGAAGAUUACAGGUCUAUCCACUCCAUUCAAGUGUGACUUUAGAAGAACAGAAUAAUGUAUUUUUAAGUCCAGUCCCUGGGUACAGAAAGAUCAUUCUGUCCACCAACAUUGCGGAGAGUUCCGUCACUGUGCCAGAUGUCAAGUAUGUUAUAGAUUUUUGUUUGACUAGAAUUCUGGUAUGUGAUGAAGACACAAAUUACCAGAGUCUGCGAUUGAGUUGGGCCUCUAAAACCAGUUGUAACCAGAGAAAAGGCCGUGCUGGACGAGUGUCUAGAGGAUACUGUUACAGACUGAUCCACAAGAAUUUCUGGGACAACUCCAUCCCUGAUCAUGUUGUUCCAGAGAUGCUGCGUUGUCCAUUGGGAAGCACAAUCUUGAAAGUGAAAUUACUAGACAUGGGUGAACCAAGAGCUUUGCUGGCAACUGCCCUUUCCCCUCCUCGUCUGAGUGACAUUGAGCGCACAAUCCUUCUGCUGAAGGAGGUGGGCGCACUUGCGGUCAGCGGGCAGAGAGAAGAGGAGAACCCCCACGACGGUGAGCUGACCUUCUUAGGAAGAGUUUUGGCCCAGCUUCCUGUUAACCAGCACCUUGGUAAACUCAUAGUCCUUGGACAUGUAUUUGGAUGUCUAGAUGAAUGUCUUAUUAUAGCGGCAGCUCUUUCUUUGAAGAAUUUUUUUGCAAUGCCAUUUCGGCAGCAUCUUGAUGGAUAUAGGAACAAAGUGAAUUUUUCUGGCAAUAGUAAGAGUGACUGUAUCGCACUGGUUGAGGCAUUUAAAACAUGGCAGGCUUGCAGACAGAGAGGAGAGCUGCGGCAUCCAAAGGAUGAACUUGACUGGGGACGGAUAAAUUACAUUCAAAUCAAGAGAAUUAGAGAGGUGGCUGAAUUGUAUGAAGAACUAAAGAAUAGAAUCUCACAGUUCAACAUGUAUGUGGAUUCGCAGCGACCUGUCAUGGACCAAGAGUACAUAUAUAAGCAGCGAUUCAUCCUGCAGGUUGUGUUGGCAGGUGCUUUUUAUCCAAAUUACUUCACUUUUGGACACCCUGACGAGGAGAUGGCCGUGCGGGAACUGGCUGGCAAAGACCCGAAGACAACUGUUGUGCUGAAGCACAUUCCUCCCUAUGGGUUUCUCUACCACAAACAGCUACAGUCUCUCUUUAGACCAUGUGGGCAAGUCAGAUCCAUUGUAUUUGAUGGUGCAAAAGCCUUUGUGGAGUUUUCGCGUAAUCCAACGGAGAGAUUUAAAACUCUUCCUGCGGUGUAUAUGGCAAUUAAGAUGUCUCAGCUGAAAGUCUCCCUGGAGCUCAGUGUCCACUCUGCAGAGGAGAUUGAAGGGAAGGUGCACGGAGGGAGCGUGUCCACGCUCAGGAGCACGAGGGUGAAUGUGGACUUCCAGAAGCAGACAGUGGAUCCCAUGCAAGUCUCAUUUAACACGUCAGACAGGUCCCAGACGGUUACAGAUCUCCUUCUGACGAUUGAUGUCACAGAGGUGGUUGAAGUGGGACACUUUUGGGGAUAUAGGAUUGAUGAAAAAAACGCACAGAUUCUGAAAAAUCUUACUGCUGAAAUAAACCAGCUGAAGUUGGUACCUUUGCCCACUCACCCACAUCCAGACUUGGUCUGUCUGGCACCUUUUGCUGAUUUUGACAAAGAAAGCUACUUUAGAGCUCAAAUUCUUUAUGUGUCUGGAAAUUCUGCUGAGGUGUUCUUUGUAGAUUAUGGUAAUAGGUCUCAUGUAGAUCUGGAUCUUUUAAUGGAGAUUCCCGGUCAAUUUCUUGAACUUCCCUUUCAGGCUUUGGAAUUUAAGAUUUGCAAAAUGAGACCAUCGGCAAAAUCUCUUGUGUGUGGUGAGCACUGGAGUGGCUCGGCCAGCCGGCGGUUUGCCUCCCUAGUGAGCGGCUGUGCUCUCCUGGUGAAGGUCUUCUCUGUCGUGCACAGUGUCCUGCAUGUGGACGUGUACCGGUACUCCACAGUCCAGGAUGCCAUCAACAUAAGGGACGUCCUCAUCGAGGAGGGCUAUGCCGAGCUCAUGGAGGAGUCCUAUGAGUCGAAACAAAGCCAUGACGUUCUCAAGGGUCUCUUUUCCAAAUCAGUAGAAAACACGGCAGAUGGGUCUGUGCCCUCCUCCGUGAAGGACGACGAGAAGUAUCUGAUGCGGAUUUUGUUAGAGAGCUUUUCCUCCAAUAAACUGGGCACUCCAAAUUGUAAGGCAAUACUCCAUGGGCCUUUCAACCCUUAUGAACUGAAGUGUCAUAGUUUGACCAGAAUAUCCAAGUUCAGGUGCGUUUGGAUCGAGAAGGAGAGCAUCAACUCUGUCAUCAUCAGUGACGCCCCCGAAGACCUGCACCAGAGGAUGCUGGUGGCAGCUUCCCUGUCAGUCAACGCAACUGGCUCCACCAUGCUGCUGAGGGAAACCUCCCUGCUGCCUCCCAUCCCCGGCCUCCCGGCUCUGCUCAGCAUGCUCUUCGCACCGGUGAUGGAGCUAAGGGUUGAUCGGGAUGGCAAAUGCUAUACUGGAGUCCUCUGUGGCUUGGGGUGGAAUCCAGCUACAGGGGCCCCCAUUCUGCCGGAGCAUGACAUUGAGCUGGCGUUUGAUGUUCACUUCAACGUGGAGGAUGUUGUGGAGAUUAAUAUUCUCAGGGCUGCUGUUAACAAGCUAGUAUGUGACGGGCCAAACGGAUCUAAGUGUCUUGGGCCAGAAAGAAUUGCGCAGUUACAGGAUAACGCUCGUCAGAAACUCUUAGGUUUGUUCUGUCAGUUGAAACCAAGAGAGAAGGUUGUUCCUAAGUGGCACGAAAAGCCCUACGAGUGGAAUCAGGUUGACCCAAAGCUGGUCAUGGAGCAGGCUGACCGGGAGAGCAGCAGAGGGAAGAACAACUUCCUGUACCAGCUUCACAAGCUGAUCGUGCUCAGCGCCUGAACGUGCCGGCAGGCGAGUCCCAGUCCGUCCUGAAGGCAGCGCGAGGGGCGGACUGAAGGCUGCGUCUGCAGACUGACUUUGUCUGCGUCUGAACACGGAUGCUGCGGCCCAGGUCUUCUCCAUCCCAGUUCCUGUUUUCUUUGGGUGGUCGUCGGAGAGUGGUGUGUCUUUUCAGGUGGGAAGGAUCGGGAAUUCUAGUCUGUUCUAGAAACAGAAAAUCACUGUAUUAAAUAUUUUGGGAAAAAUUUUUCUGACAGGAGACUUUAUUUGGAAAAAGAGCCGCAUUUUGCUUAAAUUUGUUAAGGUAAAUAUAAGCAGCUAAUCCUACAUGUAAGUUUGCAGAAUGUCCUUGUGUAUUCUAUUCUGUUACAGAGAUUUAAACCCAGAGUAUGGGAAAAACCAGACUUCCAGUUUACCACGAGGGAAAACUGUGGUUUUCUUAAAACCAUGUGGUGUUUUCUGAUUUUCUUUUUUCCAUGAGGGAAAAUAUCUAAUUUUGGUAAAACUUCAGUUUUGUAUAUUUAAGAUUUUUAGUGAGGUUGCAAUUCUUGGUCCAUGUUUUGGAAAUCAGAGAGAUUACCUGGCAGUAGUAUAUCUGUGUUAAAACAA
Messenger RNA from Lemur catta (Ring-tailed lemur), 4740 nucleotides. It is a transcript of the gene TDRD9, whose product is annotated as tudor domain containing 9. Bases 1 to 4131 code for a protein of 1376 amino acids. Gene Ontology annotation, molecular function: RNA binding; ATP binding. Gene Ontology annotation, cellular component: intracellular anatomical structure. The record is from RefSeq and is a predicted model, not a curated record. Lineage: Eukaryota; Metazoa; Chordata; Mammalia; Primates; Lemuridae. The transcript has 36 exons.